CUGCCUGGGCCUUCAUGUAAGGUUGAGUGAGGGCUCUUGGGUUAGUUCCUGUUAGGCCCGGGCCGGGGGAGUAGGUGGAAGUCUCUUAAGAUGCCCGGUGGGCUAGGGCACUGGGAGGUGUGAAGAGAGCGCAAGGAGGCGGCGAGGGAAGACCCACAGCAGGCCUGAAGAAGAGCGGCGACCGAGCCCGCCUUCCCUACACCAUGCUCAUAGAGGAUGUGGAUGCCCUCAAGUCCUGGCUGGCCAAGUUACUGGAGCCGAUAUGUGACGCAGACCCUUCAGCCUUAGCCAACUAUGUUGUAGCACUGGUCAAGAAGGACAAACCUGAAAAAGAAUUGAAAGCCUUUUGUGCUGAUCAACUUGAUGUCUUUUUACAAAAAGAAACUUCCGGUUUUGUGGAUAAACUAUUUGAAAGUCUCUAUACUAAGAAUUACCUUCCACCUUUGGAACCAGUUAAGCCUGAGCCAAAACCACUAAUCCAAGAAAAAGAAGAAAUUAAAGAAGAGGUAUUUCAGGAGCCAGCAGAAGAAGAAAGAGAUGGCAGAAAAAAGAAAUACCCUAGUCCCCAGAAGUCUCGUUCAGAAUCUAGUGAACAAAGGACACGUGAGAAGAAGAGAGAAGACGGCAAGUGGAGAGACUAUGAGCGCUACUAUGAGCGGAGUGAGCUGUACCGAGAGAAGUAUGACUGGAGAAGAGGCAGGAGCAAGAGCCGCAGUAAGAGCCGAGGCCUGAGCCGAAGCCGAAGCCGCAGCAGGGGGCGCAGCAAAGACCGGGAUCCCAACAGGAACAUUGCAGAGCACAGGGAAAGAUCCAAGUUUAAGAGUGAAAGGAAUGAUUUGGAGAGCUCCUAUGUGCCUGUGUCCGCGCCCCCACCGAACUCUUCUGAGCAGUACUCCUCUGGGGCACAGUCUGUUCCCAGCACUGUGACUGUCAUUGCACCUGCUCACCAUUCUGAAAACACCACCGAGAGUUGGUCUAAUUACUAUAACAAUCACAGCUCUUCCAAUUCUUUUGGUCGAAACCCACCACCAAAGAGGCGAUGCAGAGAUUAUGAUGAAAGAGGAUUUUGUGUACUUGGUGACCUUUGUCAGUUUGAUCAUGGAAAUGAUCCUCUAGUUGUUGAUGAAGUUGCUCUGCCAAGUAUGAUUCCUUUUCCACCCCCUCCUCCUGGUCUUCCUCCUCCACCACCUCCUGGAAUGUUAAUGCCUCCAAUGCCAGGCCCAGGCCCAGGCCCAGGCCCAGGCCCAGGCCCAGGUCCCGGCCCCGGCCCUGGCCCAGGCCCAGGUCCUGGCCAUAGUAUGAGACUUCCUGUUCCCCAAGGACAUGGUCAGCCUCCGCCUUCUGUUGUGCUUCCCAUACCAAGACCACCCAUAUCACAGUCAAGCUUGAUAAACAGUCGUGACCAGCCUGGGACAAGCGCAGUGCCCAAUCUUGCACCAGUGGGAGCAAGACUACCUCCUCCUUUACCCCAGAACCUCCUUUAUACAGUAUCAGAACGACAGCCCAUGUACUCUCGUGAACAUGGUGCUGCUGCAUCUGAGCGACUUCAGUUGGGGACACCGCCUCCUCUGUUGGCAGCUCGUUUGGUGCCACCUCGAAACCUCAUGGGAUCCUCCAUUGGGUACCAUACCUCAGUCUCCAGUCCCACCCCUCUGAUCCCAGAUACAUAUGAACCAGAUGGUUACAAUCCAGAAGCACCAAGUAUUACCAGUUCUGGUAGAUCACAGUACAGACAGUUCUUUUCAAGAACACAGACUCAGCGCCCCAACCUGAUUGGACUAACAUCUGGAGAUAUGGAUGCAAAUCCAAGAGCUGCUAAUAUUGUCAUCCAGACUGAACCACCAGUUCCUGUUUCAAUUAAUAGCAACAUAACCAGAGUUGUUCUUGAGCCAGAUAGCCGAAAAAGAGCUGUGAGUGGUUUGGAAGGGCCACUCACAAAGAAACCGUGGCUGGGAAAGCAAGGAAAUAAUAAUCAGAGUAAAGCAGGAUUCUUGCGAAAGAAUCAGUAUACAAACACCAAAUUAGAAGUCAAGAAAAUCCCUCAGGAAUUGAACAAUAUUACCAAGCUCAAUGAACACUUCAGCAAAUUUGGAACUAUUGUUAAUAUCCAGGUUGCUUUUAAGGGUGAUCCAGAAGCAGCGCUCAUUCAGUACCUCACCAAUGAGGAAGCCAGGAAAGCCAUUUCUAGUACAGAAGCCGUUCUGAACAACCGAUUCAUUCGAGUCCUGUGGCAUAGAGAAAACAACGAGCAAUCAGCACUGCAGUCCCCGACACAGCUGCUCCAGCAGACAAUGAGUCACCUCCCACAGCAGCAUCAUCAUUUGCCACAGCAUCUUCAUUCUCAGCCAGCGCUGGUGGGCCAGGCUCCACCCUCCUCUGUGCAUGGUGGUAUCCAGAAGAUGAUGAGCAAACCACAGACAUCAGGUGCAUAUGUUCUUAACAAAGUUCCUGUCAAACAUCGUCUUGGACAUGCAAGUGCUAACCAGAGUGAUACGUCACAUUUGUUAAAUCAGGCUGGUGGUGCUGGGGAGGAUUGCCAGAUGUUUUCACCUCCAGGACAUUCAAAAACAAUUUACAGCUCCUCAAAUUUAAAGACAUCUUCAAAACUUUGUUCAGGAUCUAAGUCUCAUGAUGUUCAAGAGGUUCUUAAAAAAAAACAGGAAGCAAUGAAGCUACAACAGGAUAUGAGGAAAAAGAGGCAAGAAGUAUUAGAAAAACAGAUAGAAUGCCAAAAGAUGCUGAUAUCAAAGCUAGAGAAAAACAAAAACAUGAAACCAGAGGAAAGAGCAAAUAUAAUGAAGACUUUGAAAGAGCAUGGAGAAAAGAUCUCACAAUUAAAAGAUGAAUUAAAAACAUCAUCUACAGUCUCCGCACCAUCCAAAGUGAAGACAAAAACAGAGGCACAGAAGGAGUUAUUAGAUACUGAACUGGACCUGCAUAAGAGGCUGUCAUCAGGAGAAGACACGACAGAGUUACGGAAAAAACUCAGUCAGUUACAGGUUGAGGCUGCACGACUAGGUAUUUUACCUGUGGGUCGAGGCAAGACCAUGUCCUCUCAAGGGCGAGGCCGAGGCCGAGGCCGCGGAGGACGAGGAAGAGGCUCACUGAAUCACAUGGUGGUGGACCACCGCCCUAAAGCACUGACAGUUCGGGAAUUCAUGGAGGAGGAAAAAGAGGAGUUACUUCAGCAUUUCUCGGCUGCAAACCAGGGGUCAAAAUUCAAAGACCGUCGGCUACAAAUAUCAUGGCACAAGCCCAAGGUACCGUCUAUAUCCACUGAGACUGAGGAAGAAGAAGUCAAGGAGGAGGAAACUGAAACCUCAGAUUUGUUCUUGCAUGAUGAUGAUGAUGAAGAUGAAGAUGAAUAUGAGUCUCGUUCAUGGCGGAGAUGAAAUCUGACUUGAGCUGUAUAAUUUUUAGGAAUACUAUUUAGAAGAACAACUUUUAAAAAUUAUUUAAAGAAGUCAAUGAGCCAAAAAUUU
Messenger RNA from Fukomys damarensis (Damara mole-rat), 3482 nucleotides. It is a transcript of the gene Rbm27, whose product is annotated as RNA binding motif protein 27. Gene Ontology annotation, cellular component: nucleus. Gene Ontology annotation, molecular function: RNA binding; metal ion binding. The record is from RefSeq and is a predicted model, not a curated record. The coding region runs from base 204 to 3392 and encodes 1062 amino acids. Gene Ontology annotation, biological process: mRNA processing. The transcript is spliced from 21 exons. NCBI's taxonomy places the organism in Eukaryota, Metazoa, Chordata, Mammalia, Rodentia, Bathyergidae.